Messenger RNA from Lactuca saligna, 582 nucleotides. The record is from the annotation of a GenBank genome assembly. Lineage: Eukaryota; Viridiplantae; Streptophyta; Magnoliopsida; Asterales; Asteraceae.
AUGAAAUCGAAAUUUUGUAGGGAGCCUUACACACAGGUUCUGUCGAUGGAACCAUUGAAGAAUAGAAAAGGGAAAAAACCACAGAAGUCCAAUAAUGUAGAAAAAAGACCAUUACCAUUCAACGUUUAUGCAAAUAGUGAUGAUGAAUUUUGGAAAUUGUGGGGAAAGAACAUGGGAACGGUAUUUUUGGAGCAUAGAUUUUUAAGAGGUGUUGAGAUGAAUUGGUAUUUUGGUCAAGUUUACUUGGUAUUGGCUAUGGAUGGUUGCUCUCUGAGGUGGAUGAUUAUUAAUCGUGAAGGCACGGCUUUGGAACCUGGGAAACAACAUUAUUUGAGGCGUGUAGCAGUCGGGAUGGUUGAUGGACCACAUUGGAAGGAUAUUGAUCAGGGCCCAAGUGAGACGGAUAUGGUAAACAAGGGCCAGGGUGAGAUGGAAAUGCAAGAAGAUUUGGGCUGGAUAAGGCACCUGGCGGCCUUAACAAAGCUCCUAUCGAAAAAAAAAAAAACAUAUGAAGUGGAAGGCCUUCAAUUCGUGGAUGUGUCGAUCAACGGGAAGGAGUCAGUAGCUCUUGUAGACACAUGA